Molecule: messenger RNA, 1857 nt
Organism: Suillus discolor
Lineage: Eukaryota; Fungi; Basidiomycota; Agaricomycetes; Boletales; Suillaceae
Exons: 5
Coding region: 119-1759 (546 amino acids)
Source: RefSeq, a predicted model, not a curated record
CCAAGUGAUCUUCUACCUCACGGAACCAAUGAUUACCUAAAGUACCUUUCGGUCAGUUCGUUUACACUUUGUGGCUAUCCAUAUAAUCAGCUUCGAUCAGAGUGAUGUUCAGACUUUGAUGUGCUACCUCGGAGUAGGGGACACGUUCACUCCUUUCCACAAGGAUCUUUGUGCAUCUUCUGGCCAAAAUCUUAUGUGUUAUACUGAGAAUGGUGGUUCAUCUUUCUGGUUCAUGACAGAGAGUUCAGCUGCACCAGCCAUGGCUGCAUUUUUCCAGAAGAUGAACGAAGAAUUAGACUUUGAGACACAUGUCGUGACCACGAAAGAGUUGGAGCAGUCGAGACUAAAAAUCUACAUUGCGGAACAAACCCUUGGCGACUUAGUACUCGUUCCCCCAAGAAGCUGUCACCAAGUCAUCAACAAUGGUGGCAUCACGAUGAAAACAUCCUGGUCGCGUAUGACUCUCAAAGGGUUGUCGAAUGCUCUUUAUCAUGAACUUCCUGUAUAUCAUCGUGUAUGCCGACCGGAAACAUACAAGGUCAAAUUGAAUAUAUAUCGCGCCCUUCACCGCCAGACACAGAUGCUUCGUGAACUUCAGCAGCAGACAAGUUCUCCUCACCCCAAUCGAUCAUCGCUCACUGUAGACUUGGACCCUGAGCGAGUUGCUGAUGAUCUCCAUCACUUACUUGAGUUGCUUGAUGAUGUCCUCGGGGAAGAAUAUUCACCGAAGCAUCAAGAUAUGCUGCAUGUUUCGCAAUCCGAUACCUGCCAUCAAAAUGACAUCUGCUGCGACUUCUGCGGCGCGGAUAUCUUCCAGAGUUUCUUUGAGUGCAUAUCCUGUGCUCUUCAUCUAUCUGGAACUGAUGACGAGAUGAAGAUCGGAGAUGGUAUCGUGGUUUGUCCUCUUUGUUACGUCGAGGGUCGUGGUUGUAAUUGCGGGAUCAUGAAUCCCACUCAAUGUCGGCCUUUUGGCGAUCUGCUAAGAGCCCGCGAUGAAGCCCUACAUGCUAUUCGAGAAGUAUGUCCUGACAUCGUGAAAGACCACGAAUGUUUACUAGGGAAUUUAAAUUCUAUCAUAUCAGCACGUCAUGUCGGCGUCUUCAUAGCUGCAUGCGUCUUGUAUGAACGACGACGGAUGUUCUCUGACAUUGAAGAGCCGCUGCGCAUGUGCUUGUCAAAGCAUGAAGAUUCUCAUAGUGCGAUAAUCUACUGCUCACUCUGUCAUGUCGGACGGUGCACGACUCAUAUAUUGGAGGGCUACCAUACGCAUGCUGCACUGGCGUUCUUGAUGUCAAAUGAUAUCAAAGUGUGGCAUAGCUACCACAAGGAAUCCAAGGCAGCGUUUAGGGAAGGGUAUGCACGCAUCCAACACGACGAAGAGACUGGUGCACGUCCGGAUUUUCACUUGAAGUUGGCAUACGUCGCAUCCAAAUUUCGUACAUGCAAGUCUGUCAACCCGAACGCGACGAUACCGGGGUGGUACGAUAAAUGCAUAGAGCUAACUAGCACGUCUGUGAGAGGUCUGCAAGCUCCAAUGAAUUGGCAUCGCUUCCAAGCGAUUUUCAAGGUAGUUCAACGAGCUACCAUGCGGCUGGUACUUUCGGCGUUCAUAAAUCAUUUCCCACAACUCGGAAACGUCCAAGCGUACCACUUGCAAAUGGCAAGAAGCGAAGGUUUGUUAUGGACUUUGUAUCUGUUCCCCCCCUUCCAUAUGAUAGGCCUUCAUCCAGCAUGUUCGACGAUACCACGACUCAUAUAGGAUCUUUGCCAGAUGAAGAUGGUACAUCUCCAGGAGUUGACGCUUAUUCUCGAGCCCAAACGCGGGAUGUCGAUGAGGAGUAUGAGCAGCUCAAUGCC